Bactrocera dorsalis (oriental fruit fly) is the source of this 2311-nucleotide messenger RNA. RefSeq lists its product as uncharacterized. Lineage: Eukaryota; Metazoa; Arthropoda; Insecta; Diptera; Tephritidae. The record is from RefSeq and is a predicted model, not a curated record. Gene Ontology annotation, cellular component: nucleus. Gene Ontology annotation, molecular function: DNA-binding transcription factor activity, RNA polymerase II-specific; RNA polymerase II transcription regulatory region sequence-specific DNA binding. The transcript has 3 exons. The coding region runs from base 364 to 1842 and encodes 492 amino acids.
CAAAUCACCAGUUCAAAUUGAACACGACAGCGAUUAGUGAAACACGAAAUUUUUUAUAGAUACCAUAACGUAGUCAUGUAAAGUGCAGGAGAAAAAGUUAAGGCUUGAGAAAUGCAGCAGAACCUAACUCGACAUAAACGUAAAAAUAAAGUGGAUAAAAGUAAUUACUAAAGACACGUCAGUCUUAAAUAAUAAGGGAAAGUGUAAACAUGAAAUAGAGAAAAGGAAUUACAAUUUAAAGUCGAAGAAGCUGUAAUGCCUCAUUAGAAAAUAACAUAACUUCGGAUAAGACCGUACAGAAAAAUUUAUUUGAUUGAGAACUCGUUGGACCUUUAAGUAAAGCGGACUCAAACGGAAUACACUAUGGCAGCGACAGCACCAGCCGUUUUUAUUACUGUGCCCAAGUACGUGGCUAUAUCGCACACUCCAACCAUGACAUUGCCAAAGAUAAGGCCAGCACCAAUGACCACGUCAUCGCAAGGAACAAUUAAUGCAAAUGCGGUGGUUGAGGAUGGUGCUUCAGCGCCUAGGGGCAAGAAGCGCCGCCUUGACCACCUAACUUGGGAAGAGAAAAUACAAAGAAAAAAAUUGAAGAAUCGUGUAGCCGCACAAACAUCACGCGACCGUAAGAAAGCGCGUAUGGAAGACAUGGAACAUGAAAUUGAUGAACUGACACAAAAAACAGAAAUUUUGCAAAAUAAAUGUGAAAGCUUACAAGCCAUCAAUGAAUCACUUCUUGAGAAAAAUCGCAAAUUGGAUAUGGAAGUAGAACUUCUGCGUCAAAAACUCAAUGAAGUGCAACAACAACAGAAGAAACAACAGGAGCAACUCGCCAGUAAUGCAGCCAAAUUGAAUGCUAAAACUACAGUUGAAACUUGUGCCGGCUCUGCAGCAGGGAUCAACUCAAAUGGACUCGCAGUCGACAGAAGAACAACUGAAAAAGAGCAACUCAGUAGCGUCACUGUGGAGGAUUAUUGCACUUUGCCUACUCUUCAAGAUAUGCUCCUCGUCGACGAAGAAUUCGACGCCAGCAAAUUGGAAGAGCUUGCCGAAAGCCUCUUGGCCGAUAUCGCAGCAGACAUGGAAGCUGGUGAUGGAGCGUGCAAUGAAAAUGUUGCCGAAGUUGCAAGCAACGCAGAGCGACUGCCUGGAUCAGUGGUGGGGCCCAAAACAGAGUGCUUGGAAUCCAGCCAACAUACAAACACACAAAGUGUCAGCUUAAAUGAUACAACAUGGACAUCAUCCAGAAAAAAUGAUGCAAAACGUUUACAAAAUAAAUCACCAACAGCGAUAAAUGAUGAAUUAAAAACUAUGCCAAAUAGUAAUCCUACAAUUGCAUCAGCAACAACAACAACAACGCCUACAAUAACUACAGACAAUGAAAUAUUUAGAAUAGAACAAGCAACAGAUGUCCACACAAUACCACCGGAUACGGUGUAUGGUACAUACGAUGCCAAAACAAAUUCUAUAACAAUUGUAAUGGAUGAUGAUGCAGUGCCAGUAAAUGAGGCCGUCGAAGAAAUAUACUGUGAUGGUGUAACACCGCAAAUGGGUGACGAAAUAAAAUAUCCAACACCUGCAACCACACCCUCACAUGUUUUUCUCAAUGUGGUCGAUGAUUCGGACGAUGACUUUAAUUUCGAUCCCAUAGAGCGAUUCUUGCGACCUAAACGUCCGUUAGCGAAAUCACCUGCACCGUCAUUACAUUCAACCGCCUCAGAUCAUGGUUAUGAAUCGAUUAUUGGUUCACCAACAUCUACAGCGACAGAACAGUUCGACGCGAAUGUUGAAGAUUUCGGCUGGCAGGGUAGUUUUAACGAUUUGUUUCCCAGUUUGAUCUAAGUAGUGCUAUAUACUAUCUACUUGCAUGUUAUAUUCUCAAUAUUUCUAAUGUAUUAAGUUAUAGCUAUGUAAAUAUAUAAGCCAUAUCACAUAUAGUUGCUGAAAUUGGCAAUAGUUGUAGGAGUAAUGUUAGGCCUAGUAUUUAAUUUUUGUAAUAAUUUUGCUAAUUUAAUUGGGUACGUUAUUGACCAACUGGGUCGGCAGAGCCGUAAACUGGUUUCUGCGUUAAAAUAGAUUUUUCUUAUACAUAUUUAAGCUUGAAAAUGCUCAAAUUAAUAAGCAGUAGUAAAAUUUAAAGUAAAUUAUAUGUUAUUUUUAAUAUUUUGUAAAUUAUGUUAUUUAUCGCUGUAUGUAUUUGAAAAAAAAAAAAAAAAUAGUGAUUGUUUUGUAGUCGUUAAGUGCUACUUUAAAAUGGAUGAAGCCCAUUUGAAAAAAAGCUUACAAAUAAAAUAUUCAAACACCAAGACAA